Phytophthora sojae is the source of this 432-nucleotide messenger RNA. RefSeq lists its product as hypothetical. Bases 1 to 432 code for a protein of 143 amino acids. NCBI's taxonomy places the organism in Eukaryota, Oomycota, Peronosporomycetes, Peronosporales, Peronosporaceae. The transcript has 4 exons. The record is from RefSeq and is a predicted model, not a curated record.
AUGUCUGUUAUUUUAGAGUUCGGAAAAUACAAAGGAAAGGCUCUUGAGGAAGUGCAUGAUCAAGAUGCAUCAUACUGUCGAUGGUUAUACAACCAACAAUCCGAAGACUCGGAUAUCAAACGCUUUUUACAAGGUAAGUUCCAAGAUGGAGACGAUAGUUAUAUCAUGCGGUGGGGCAAACAUAAGAACAAAUCCGUAAAGUGGAUUGUUGAAAACGAUACCCAAUAUUUCAAUUGGAUGUGUAAAAAUGAAUAUAUCAAGAAUAAAUGUUAUCAGAUCAUAAAGGUGAUCAGAACCAACGAGCUUUGGGGAAUGAAUACAUUGUUCAAGAAAAGCUUAAUUCUUCGUCAAGGUGUCUUAUCACAUCGUCCUCAGGAAAGGUCGCACCAUACAACGAUUGAUUACGUUGCUUGCAAAUAUUGCAGCGAAUAG